Molecule: messenger RNA, 1667 nt
Organism: Nicotiana tabacum (common tobacco)
Lineage: Eukaryota; Viridiplantae; Streptophyta; Magnoliopsida; Solanales; Solanaceae
Source: RefSeq, a predicted model, not a curated record
AUCUUCUGCAUCAUUUGAAUAUAUCAAAGUACUUAGAUUUGUCUGACUUUCUCAAAGGUUUAAGGUGUGGAUCAUCUUUUUUUCCUUUUAGUCGCUUUGCAUUCUUUUAGCAUAGUAGGCUGAGUUGGCACUAGACUAAGAAGCUAAUUUGAGUUAGGUACUGUGUUACAUAGUGCUGUUAAGGUAAACUUUUAAGGUGAAUUUAGUUUGUGUACAAAGUUUAAUGGGUGAAAAAAAAAAUCCCAUCAUAGAUUAAAUGUGUCUUAUGUAAUGUGUUUGGUUUCUCAAAUCGUUUAGUGAAUUGAUUUUCUAUGUAUAGGAGUAAGUUAAACAUUCUUCGCUGUUUUGAAAAGGCAGUAUGUCAUAGGGAUGAAGAAAAAUAUUUCUCCCCAUCUUCUCUUGUCUUGUAUUCAUUUCAAAUUAACAGGAUGCUCUUGGAUUGAUACAGAUAAAUGCAUGCCUGACUGGGAUAAUCUAUUAUGAGAAAGGGCAUUUUGAACAUCUUCAAAUAAACCUUGCUUCUUAGAAUCUGUCGAACUAUCAAUAAGUUUGAGCUAUUUCACAUCAAUUUUCUCACAAGCCGUGAAGUUGAUCAGCUUAUUCUUUCAUCUCUGGUGAACAUAUAAACCAAUGUAAUAUUUAUUCUUACUAAUUAUAGGAUAAAAUUGACUCUUUAGACACAAACUUGCCCUUUCUUUUCAGCCUCACCAGUCACCAUUGUCUUCCAUCAAGUAUACAACAGUUGUACUAGUACAAGUGUAGGUAAAGGAAAAGCAAUGAGUCAAUUUUCUUUUACUUCUUCUUCGAGUUCUAAUUUCACUCUCUUCUAUCAUACUCAGAACCACAAUCCGUCAAAAUUUCAUUUUUCCGUCCCCUUCAGAACAUCCCAACCAUCACCUUCACCUCCUCUUUUACAUCCCUUUUGUUCCCAUGAGUCAUCUUCUUCAUCACCACUUCUUGAAGAAAAUCCAGAAACAUCAAGAACUUCUUCUAAGUUUGAUCGCCAAGAUAGACGUUACGCUGAUGAAGUUGCUGAUGAGAUCAGAACUACAAAGAAGUCCUUGGAAGAGUUACUUGUGGUUCGUAGGCCAGUGAAGGACCCUAACGGGGAAGUUGGUGAUGAAAAAGGGGAAGAGAUGCGUAACUUUGAGAAUUCCCAAGACAGAAGUUAUCUCUUGGAAGAGCAACCAUCUUCCUCGUCAUUUCCACUUGAUGAUGGACUUAGGAAAUUUGCAAAGAAGAUGCCAAUUUUUGAGCCAAAUAGGCUGGAAUCUGGUUCUGGAGAGAAGCCACUUAAAGUCAAUUUAGACUUAGCACUGUAUCGGGCAAAGAUUUUGGCUCGAAAGUAUCAGUAUGCAGAUGCAGAGAAAAUUUUGCAACAGUGUAUUGAUGUCUGGCCAGAAGAUGGGAGACCAUAUGUUGCUUUGGGAAAGAUUUUGAGUAAGCAAUCAAAAUUAAACGAAGCCAGAACUGUUUACGAAAAAGGAUGCCAGGCAACACAAGGAGAAAAUCCUUACAUUUGGCAGUGCUGGGCUAUUCUGGAAAAUAGGAUGGGUAAUAUACGGAGAGCUAGAGAACUAUUCGAUGCUGCCACAGUUGCUGACAAGAAGCAUAUUGCAGCCUGCGAAGGAAAGGACGAACAAAUUAACGGCAAACUUGUGUCAUAG